Molecule: messenger RNA, 1546 nt
Organism: Emiliania huxleyi CCMP1516
Lineage: Eukaryota; Haptophyta; Isochrysidales; Noelaerhabdaceae
Exons: 9
Coding region: 50-1546 (498 amino acids)
Cellular component (GO): membrane
Molecular function (GO): heparan sulfate 6-sulfotransferase activity
Source: RefSeq, a predicted model, not a curated record
AGCCCGCCACUUCUGGCUUGUGUGCUGUCCAGGCUGGCAGGGCGCCGCAAUGGUCCGCUGGGCCCACGCCGAGCACGAGCGGAUCGGUCGCCUAUCCGCCGCCAGCAGCCUCGUCGAUUGCGGCAGCCACCUCGCGCCCUCGUGCGCUGACUGCGAGCGCUUCAGGCCCGGAGAGCGGGACGGUGGCUGCGGCGGCGUUUGCGUGCGGUCGGGCGAGGCGUGCGUCCCGGUCCUCGACCCGCCGGAGCAGAGCUUCGUCGCCACCUCGCGGAUGCGCAGCCACGGAUGGCCCGGCGACCAGUCGCCACUUCUAUUGCCAGCAUGGGGGGAGAGCGCCGCUGCCUCCGCGGCGCGUGCGGCGUGGCUCGACGGCAACUCGGUCGACGCGGCGGCGCUCUCCCUCUUCGAGCUCCGCCUGCGCGGCGCGAGCCUCUCGCGCGCGCAGGUGCGGGCGGCGCGAGUCUUUGGCAACGACCACGGGGUGGGCAGCGCAGCGGCCGCGGUGCAAGGCCCGGCGGACUCGCUCGUCUUUCUGCACAUCGCAAAGUGCGGCGGCACCUCCUUCAACGGUCGGCUCACCUCGCUGCGGCGCGGCGACGGCGACGGAUGCGCGUGCGCGCGCGACGCGUCGCGGCCGAUGCACAACGGCCGCGGCCUCGCCGCCUCCGUCGCCUCUCUGGGCACGGCUUGGCUGUGUGAGGCGGUGAGCCGGCAGCGGCUCGGCCCGCUCUCGAACUGGGGCGGGGUACACUCUCCGCUGCGCGUGGUGCAGUCUCACGUCAUGUUCGCCGCGCGGCUCGCUGGGGAGCGCUCCAAGGCGGCGGGCCUGAGGUACGUCACCAUGCUGCGCGAGCCGCUCGCGCGAUUCCUCUCCGAGUUUUACGAAAACUACAACGGGUGGGAGUGGCAGUUUGGGACGCCGCCCCGCGUGCGCCACCCGUGCUCGGAGCUGCUGGCGGCGCGGGAGGCGGCCAUCGCGGCGAGGGGCAUCGACCGCGUGAGCAAGGGCCAGUACGACUCGCUCUUCGACGCCUGGAUCUCGUGCCCAAAGAACAUGGCGGCCGACCGGCAGAGCCGCGCCCUCACGCACGCAGGGGCCAACCGGCGCAAGGGCUUCCAGCUGCGGCGGCAGUUCUGCGGCGGCGGCGAGCGCGUCGGCGAGUCGCGCUGGCACACGCUGCUCCAGUUCUCCUUCUUCGGCCUCAACGAGGCGCGCUGCGCCACCGAGAAGCUCUUCGAGGCGCAGUUUGGGCUGCGCUUCGCCAACGACGCCGCCGGCAGGGGCAGCGGCAAGCACAAGGUGGCCAAGCUGACCUUCGAGGAGCUGAGCGAGUCGCAGCGCGAGCGCGUGGCGGCGCUGAACGCCAACGACCUCCUCCUCUACGACGAGGCCGUCGCCGUCUUCCGCGAGAGGCUGCGCUGGUUCGGCAUCCCUGAGAAUGCCAAGCGGGAGUGCCCGAACUGCCCGAUUCCGCCGGCGGCGCAGGGCCUGGCAGGGAGGGCAGGGGAGGAGGCGAAUCGGUCAGCGGCGGGCCUGCUCUCGUGA